Molecule: messenger RNA, 1782 nt
Organism: Capsaspora owczarzaki ATCC 30864
Lineage: Eukaryota; Filasterea; Ministeriida; Capsasporidae
Product: squalene monooxygenase
Exons: 12
Coding region: 100-1683 (527 amino acids)
Biological process (GO): sterol biosynthetic process; cholesterol metabolic process
Cellular component (GO): endoplasmic reticulum; membrane
Molecular function (GO): flavin adenine dinucleotide binding; squalene monooxygenase activity
Source: RefSeq, a predicted model, not a curated record
CGCUUUUCUGGCUUGUUUUUGUUUCCAUUCACUCUGAAAACCAACACAAACCUAGUUCAAAGACAAGAUUUCAAACAGACAACAAAACAACCAAACGAGAUGGGUUUACUCGGAUUUGCCGUCUCGCCGGCGUUCGCGGCUGUUGCUGUGAUUUCGUUCGUAGUGUACAAGCUGGCCAAGGCCAGGAUUACUGUUCAGCCGGCACCUCUCACGCCGGUUGUUCCAGCAAUGAGGUCAAAAUGGGCUGCCAAGCACGUUCCGAUCGCCGCUAACAGCACACCGGAUGCCAUUCCUGCGUCAGACGCCACUGUGGCUGACGUGAUUAUUGUCGGUGCUGGUAUUCUUGGUUGCGCCAUGGCUGCCACCUUGGCAAAGGAUGGUCGCAAGGUCACGCUGAUUGAACGCGACCUGUCCGAGCCCGAUCGCAUUGUCGGCGAGCUUCUACAGCCAGGUGGCGUAGCUGCCCUGCGGCAACUGGGCCUUGAAAAUUGUUUGGAAGGGAUUGAUUCCGUUGUCGAGAACGGCUACUUUGUCCACUAUCAUGGGCAAGCCGUGCAGCUCACCUACCCGUUGGACGAAUCCGGCAAGACGCGGGCUGGUCGGUCGUUCCACCACGGACGCUUCAUUAUGAAGUUGCGCGAAGCUGCUCGUCGAGAAUCAAAUGUUACCAUCAUCGAAGGCACCGUGGGCACCCUGCUGCGCGCCCAAGACGCCGAUUCCACCGUUAUUGGCGUCGAGUACCAGUCUAAAAAGACUUCCGAGACGCUGACUGUUCGCGCACCUCUGACCAUCGUGGCCGACGGGUGCUUCUCCAAGUUUCGCAAAGACCUUGUUGCCAACGAGGUGGAAGUCCGCUCGCACUUUGUCGGUCUUGUCCUCAAAAACUGCCCUAUGCUCCAAUACAACUUUGCGGAGGUUGUCCUGGCUCGCCCGUCUCCUAUUCUCUUCUAUCAGAUUGGAUCGAACGAAACUCGCGUCCUUGUUGACGUUCGGCCACCCGUGCCCAGCAAUGGAAACGGUGAUUUGAAGAACCACCUCAUCAACCAUGUUGCCCCUCAAUUGCCAACGCAUUUCCGUGCCGCUUUCCUUGAAGCCUGCGAAAAGGAUCGAAUUCGAACAAUGCCAAACAGUUACUUGCCGGCAGCUCCGUUGAAGCGAAAGGGCGUCCUUUUGCUUGGCGAUGCUCUGAACAUGCGUCAUCCGUUGACUGGAGGCGGCAUGACUGUUGCUUUCUCGGACGUCUGCCUCUGGCGCGAGCUUCUUCGCGCAGUCCCCGAUCUGGGCGAUCACAGCACCGUUCUGAAACAGUUGACACGAUUCCACUGGCAUCGCAAGCAAUCCCACUCCUUUGUAGUGAAUGUGCUUGCCCAGGCGCUCUACGCUCUGUUCUCGGCUGCUGACGAGCACCUGGAGAGUCUUCGUGAGGCCUGCUUCCAAUAUUUCAUGUUGGGCGGCGAAUGCGCAGCUGGCCCGGUUUCCUUGUUAUCCGUCACCAACCCACGGCCAACGCUGCUGGUCUACCAUUUUUUCGCCGUUGCCGUGUACGCCAUGUACAACAUUGGACGCACCACUCCAAUUUACAAGCCUUACCAAGGCAUGUAUCGAUCAAUGAUGGCACUGCGGGCCGCAUGCCACGUGAUUGGGCCGCUCAUUCUCAACGAACUGCGCGCCCUGAGUCGUUAAAGUUAUCUCUGGAGUUAGUUUUGUGUCUAGUACGUGUUCUCAGCAGGUUACUCGGGUUACUGAGGCUUCAGGACUUGCGUUGUGUAGUAAAGUAACGUU